Molecule: messenger RNA, 276 nt
Organism: Clunio marinus
Lineage: Eukaryota; Metazoa; Arthropoda; Insecta; Diptera; Chironomidae
Source: the annotation of a GenBank genome assembly
AUGUGCAUGAAAAAUUGUUUCUGGAAAAAUGUGUACGUACAUCGGGAACUGAGAAGAUUGCGAAAAAGAAAAAAACUAAAACAACAACAGCUCAUUGCAUGCUUUUGGUAUAAAUUUGUAUUGAACAUUUGCAAUACAUAUGCGCUACACAAAUGGGCUGGUAGAACGUUGGUGGUGGCACAAAUGGCAUCUAUACGAUGCAAAGCACACGCAAGAAUUGUACCAUAUUUGGAAGAGUUCACUUUUGAAUUGGAAAAUUGGAUAAAACGUGACUGA